AUGUUGACCAGUCUAUUCCCGUUAUUUAUUGCGAUCUGGUUUGCAGUGCUCUGUGCAACCCAUCCUGCCGGAUAUGACGAAUUCCACGCUUAUCGAGCCGCAGAUUUGAGAAAGCUCACCGAGAAAACAAAUCAUAGACUGUCCCGAUGCAGUGAUAACCUCAAGAAGCGUGGGAUCCAGGCCCGAGCUGAGACCCGUCGCGCUGCUUUACUCCAGUCUUAUCGCCAACAACGUCUUGAUGCCGGCCUAGAGACGACCGCUUAUAAUUCUAGCGCUAUGAACCCCUUCGAAUCUUCAUCGGUUCUCGAAGAAACUAGUUGCGCCCUGACUCCCGAAUCAACCAUCGGACCAUUCUGGGUUCGUGGCGAAUUUAUUAGAUCGAAUAUCACGGAUGGAGAGGUUGGAAUUCCAUUGAUACUAGAUGGCUAUUUCGUCGAUGUCAAUACCUGCGAGCCUAUCGAGGAUUUAUAUUGGGAAAUUUGGAGCUGCAACUCAAAUGGGAAAUAUUCCGGUGUUCUGGAGCAUCACGAUAGCCCUGCGUCUAAUCUUAAUUCAACCUUCCUAAGAGGCCUACAGAAGACCGACAGGGACGGAUCGGCCCAGUUCCAGACUAUUUUCCCCGGUCACUACCAAGGACGAGCGACCCAUAUCCAUGUCCUCGCUCACGUUGGGGCAACUGUACUUACCAAUAACACUCUGACUGGAGGCCAUAUCCCUCACAUCAGCCAGUUGUUCUUCGACCAGAGUUUGAUUGAAGCAGUUGAAGCCACCGAGUCUUACCGGCAAAACUCUGCCCCCAUCACUCUCAAUUCGGAGGAUGGCAUAUUUAAAGAAGCAACUGGAGGAGGCAAAUAUAAUCCUAUUCUCAGCUACCAUAUGCUUGGGGAAAAAUUGACAGACGGCAUUCUCGCCUCUGUAACCAUGGGAAUUGACGUAUCGGCUAGCUACAGAGCCCCCUAUGCUGCCGAACUUACCGACCAUGGCGGUGUUGCUCAUCAUAACGGCUGGCGUGAGCUCAUGCCUACUUUUCAGGGGCUAAUUCACUGGUUGAGCGAUAUGGCCAAGCGGCUUUGGAUUUCGAUUCUUUGGCUUUGA
Penicillium macrosclerotiorum is the source of this 1095-nucleotide messenger RNA. RefSeq names its product intradiol ring-cleavage dioxygenase. Bases 1 to 1095 code for a protein of 364 amino acids. The transcript has a single exon. NCBI's taxonomy places the organism in Eukaryota, Fungi, Ascomycota, Eurotiomycetes, Eurotiales, Aspergillaceae. The record is from RefSeq and is a predicted model, not a curated record. Gene Ontology annotation, molecular function: ferric iron binding; oxidoreductase activity, acting on single donors with incorporation of molecular oxygen, incorporation of two atoms of oxygen.